GUUUUAUAUCGACGCAGACAAGUACAAAAACAAAGACAUACUUUGGGCUAGUCGUGGUAAUACAGACUAGACAAGACCAGAUUGUCGAAGAGAAAGUUUUCCAAUGGCGGAUCCUGUCGAUGAAAUUGGAAAAGCCGUUCAUGGCGUUGCCCGUGAGGCAUUCCAUGCUACAAUUUCUGGCGGUACAUAUAACAUAACUAUCGACGCCGAUAGAGCUGUUGUUAGAGACAUAUUAUUCGCAGCGUCCGCAGUGACAAUCUCACUAGGAGCAAUAUAUGCAGGUUAUAAAUUAAUUGCACGAAAAAUGGACGGGGCUGUUGAUAAAGGCCUUGGCGGUGAAAGAGAUGACCAAGAUGUUCGGGACAUCAAACCGAAGUGUCUACACGUCAUCCUGCAUUGUUUUACGGACAAAAGAUUUCUGGAGGUUUUAGAAGAUUUUAAAUCUGGAGGAAUGAAAGAACGCUUGAGGAGGGAAUUUUUUAAUAUUGGAAUUGAAACAGAGGGAUUGACGGUUGAAAUUGAGAAUAUCGAAGAAGUAGAAGAAAGAGCAGCGGAUAUAAAAAAGAGUAACAUUGGAAAGGAUGAUGGAAGUCAUGGACAACAAGACAAUGCAAGUGACUUGAAUUUAGAAAAAUCAGAGUGUUCCAGUGAUUCACUAAGAGAAUAUGAUGAAAAAAUGCCAAAGGCAGCAGUUUUUAAUCCUGAAUGA
Messenger RNA from Dendronephthya gigantea, 709 nucleotides. RefSeq lists its product as uncharacterized. Bases 104 to 709 code for a protein of 201 amino acids. The transcript has 4 exons. The record is from RefSeq and is a predicted model, not a curated record. NCBI's taxonomy places the organism in Eukaryota, Metazoa, Cnidaria, Anthozoa, Malacalcyonacea, Nephtheidae.